CCUAAAGAAUGAAUAAAUGCUUGCAGCCCCCUCUCCAUCUCUGACGUUUUGCAAGAUAAAGCCAUCAUCGUAAAGUACCUGCACAACGGUACGCUAGGAGCAACGUGCCUGAACCCUUUUAGGUUAGCGUCCCAGACCCUUGAUUCGCGCUGAUCAUCGCCAAAUCACUUCCCUGAGCCUCAACCUCUUUUGAAUUCCACCCUACCCUGUCAAUCUUUUUUCCAAGUUUUGCCCGCCAGCCUCUCGAAUUCGUAUUGACCAUGGACAUCGUCCUGGAGAUUACGGACACGUUCUUUUUCGAUCAUAUCUACGCCUGGGUUCUUCCCGCGCGUGCUACUCCGUUCGACUUUCCGGACCAUCUCUCGGCCAAUGCUACCAGCCAGGCAUUCUCAACAUGGCAGUACAAGCCCGCAACGUCUUUCUUCUCCUUUCAGCCCCCGCAGGCUGCCUACAUGAGCGCCUGGGCCCGAGAUAACAUCUACCGCCAGGGCGUGUCACUUUUCCUAAUAACAUGGCUGUUCGGUCUUCUCAUAUACUUUGUCUUUGCGUCGCUUUCGUACUGGCUUAUCUUUGACAAGAAGACACUCGAGCACCCCAAGUUCCUGAAGAACCAGAUCUCCCUCGAGAUGAAACAGACGGCCAUCUCCCUGCCAGUCAUGGCCAUCUACACCGCCCCCAUAUUCCUGGCCGAGGUCCGCGGGUACAGCAAGCUCUAUGACUCUUCUGCCGAGGGUCCCGGAACCUGGUACGACUUCGCCCAGUUGCCCCUCUUCCUGCUCUUCACCGACUUCUGCAUCUACUUCAUCCACCGGGGACUGCACCACCCGCUCGUCUACAAGCGCCUCCACAAACCGCACCACAAGUGGAUCAUGCCGACUCCCUUCGCCAGCCACGCCUUCCACCCGCUCGACGGCUUCGCGCAGGGCAUCCCCUACCACUUGUACCCCUUCCUCUUCCCGCUGCAGAAGCUCGCCUACGUCUUCCUCUUCGUCUUUGUCAACUUCUGGACCAUCAUGAUUCACGACGGCGAGUACAUGGCCGACAAUCCCGUCAUAAACGGGGCCGCCUGCCACAGCGUCCACCACCUCGCCUUCAACUACAACUAUGGCCAGUACACCACCUUGUGGGACCGCAUGGGUGGGAGCUACCGCGCCCCCGAAACGUCCAUGUUCGACAAGGAUGUUAAGAUGAGCAAGGAACAGUGGGAGAAGGAGUCCGCCGAGAUGGAGAAGAUGGUCAAGGAGGUUGAGGGCGAGGACGACCGCAAUUAUGAGCCGGAGACUAAGAAGUCCCAGUAAGAGGGGAGACUAUCCCUUCUUAUCCAGGUUUACGAAUCCCACUACGGCCCAUUCACUAGUUCGAUAUCGGGAUUUUGAUGAGGUGAUGAUGACGAGUAGAGAAAAAGGGGAAGCUGUUUUGGUUGUAACUACUAAUAUCAAGCCUCAGGCUGUACUGUACAUAUAUGUUUUUCAUUGAUCCCAUUGGGAUCUGGCGUGGAGGUUGGUGGUCGGAGUCAUUCUUUUAAGUCCCUACAAGACCACAUAGAGAUCGUAUUCAACUCUGAGUAGGAGGGAAUACUGUAAUGUAAUAAACGAAAG
Molecule: messenger RNA, 1598 nt
Organism: Phialemonium atrogriseum
Lineage: Eukaryota; Fungi; Ascomycota; Sordariomycetes; Cephalothecales; Cephalothecaceae
Product: putative C-5 sterol desaturase
Exons: 2
Coding region: 261-1298 (345 amino acids)
Biological process (GO): sterol biosynthetic process
Cellular component (GO): membrane
Molecular function (GO): C-5 sterol desaturase activity; iron ion binding
Source: RefSeq, a predicted model, not a curated record